Messenger RNA from Meriones unguiculatus (Mongolian gerbil), 12182 nucleotides. It is a transcript of the gene Tln2, whose product is annotated as talin 2. Gene Ontology annotation, molecular function: integrin binding; actin filament binding; structural constituent of cytoskeleton. Gene Ontology annotation, biological process: cell-cell adhesion. NCBI's taxonomy places the organism in Eukaryota, Metazoa, Chordata, Mammalia, Rodentia, Muridae. The transcript has 59 exons. The record is from RefSeq and is a predicted model, not a curated record. The coding region runs from base 312 to 7985 and encodes 2557 amino acids. Gene Ontology annotation, cellular component: focal adhesion; plasma membrane; cytoskeleton.
CCGCGCCCGGAGCCAGCGGCGGCGGCGGCGGCAGUGGCGGCGCAGCGGGAGCGGAGCCGGCUGCACUCCGGGGCUGGCGCUCCGCAAUGAGACAGUAGCUGCAUCCCCGCGGGCACUGCUGCAGGGUAACAUCUGGACUGGAAUCAAGGUCUCUCUGGUGCUUGGAUGUCCCUAAGUUCUUGGAUCAGCUUGUUGAAGACUGUAUUGCUGCUAGAAGCUUCUCUCGCUCCUCAGGAUCUUUCAGGGAAACUGAUACUACAUAAGUGAGAAUCUAGACUCUCUAGGUGAAACCCAUCCAGUCAUCUGUGAAAAUGGUGGCCCUGUCCUUAAAGAUCUGUGUCCGUCACUGCAAUGUGGUGAAGACCAUGCAGUUUGAGCCGUCUACAGCUGUGUAUGAUGCCUGCCGAGUCAUUCGCGAGAGAGUGCCCGAAGCACAGACGGGUCAAGCUUCUGACUACGGGCUGUUUCUCUCUGAUGAAGACCCCAGGAAAGGGAUUUGGCUCGAAGCAGGUCGGACACUGGAUUACUACAUGCUGCGGAAUGGGGACAUUUUGGAGUACAAGAAGAAGCAGAGGCCUCAGAAAAUCCGGAUGUUGGAUGGCUCUGUGAAGACAGUGAUGGUGGAUGACUCUAAGACGGUGGGGGAGCUCCUGGUCACGAUCUGCAGCAGGAUAGGAAUAACAAAUUAUGAAGAAUACUCUCUAAUCCAAGAAACCAUUGAAGAAAAGAAAGAGGAAGGGACAGGUACGCUCAAAAAAGACAGGACGUUGCUACGCGACGAGCGGAAGAUGGAGAAGCUGAAGGCCAAACUCCACACUGACGAUGACUUAAAUUGGCUGGAUCACAGCCGGACGUUCAGAGAGCAAGGGGUGGAUGAAAACGAAACAUUGCUUCUUCGGCGGAAGUUCUUCUACUCCGAUCAGAAUGUGGACUCCAGGGACCCGGUGCAGCUGAACUUGCUUUAUGUCCAGGCUCGGGAUGACAUCCUGAAUGGCUCUCAUCCUGUCUCCUUCGAGAAGGCGUGUGAGUUUGGUGGGUUCCAAGCCCAGAUACAGUUUGGCCCUCACGUGGAACAUAAACACAAGCCUGGAUUCUUAGAUCUGAAGGAAUUCCUGCCCAAAGAAUACAUCAAGCAGAGAGGAGCCGAGAAGAGGAUAUUUCAGGAACAUAAAAACUGUGGCGAGAUGAGUGAAAUAGAAGCCAAGGUCAAGUAUGUCAAACUCGCCCGCUCCCUACGGACAUACGGGGUGUCCUUUUUCCUGGUGAAGGAGAAAAUGAAAGGCAAGAACAAGCUGGUCCCCCGCCUCCUGGGCAUCACCAAGGACUCUGUCAUGCGCGUGGAUGAGAAGACCAAGGAGGUGCUGCAGGAGUGGCCGCUCACCACCGUCAAGCGCUGGGCAGCUUCACCCAAGAGCUUCACACUGGAUUUUGGGGAGUACCAGGAAAGCUACUAUUCAGUGCAAACCACAGAGGGGGAGCAGAUAUCCCAGCUGAUUGCAGGAUACAUUGACAUCAUCCUCAAAAAGAAACAAAGCAAAGAUAGAUUUGGGCUGGAAGGGGAUGAGGAGUCAACUAUGUUAGAAGAGUCAGUUUCCCCAAAAAAAUCUACCAUCUUGCAGCAGCAGUUUAACCGGACUGGGAAGGCAGAGCAUGGCUCCGUGGCUCUGCCAGCGGUCAUGCGCUCUGGCUCCAGUGGGCCUGAGACUUUCAAUGUUGGUAGCAUGCCCUCGCCACAGCAGCAGGUCAUGGUUGGACAGAUGCACCGAGGACACAUGCCUCCGCUGACUUCGGCACAGCAAGCCCUUAUGGGGACCAUCAACACAAGCAUGCACGCUGUCCAGCAGGCUCAGGACGACCUGGGCGAGCUCCACUCGCUGCCUCCUCUUGGCCAAGAUAUGGCAUCUAGAGUAUGGGUUCAGAACAAAGUGGAUGAAUCCAAACAUGAAAUCCAUUCUCAAGUAGAUGCUAUCACAGCUGGAACAGCUUCCGUUGUCAACCUUACAGCAGGUGACCCCGCAGACACUGACUACACAGCUGUGGGCUGUGCGAUCACUACAAUUUCUUCCAACCUGACCGAAAUGUCCAAGGGCGUCAAGCUGCUGGCCGCCCUCAUGGACGAUGAUGUGGGCAGUGGGGAAGACCUUCUCAGAGCUGCCAGGACCCUCGCCGGGGCCGUGUCGGAUUUGCUGAAGGCCGUGCAGCCUACUUCUGGAGAGCCUCGACAGACUGUUUUGACGGCUGCCGGGAGCAUUGGCCAAGCCAGCGGAGAUCUCCUGAGACAAAUCGGAGAGAACGAGACAGACGAGCGAUUCCAAGAUGUUUUAAUGAGUCUGGCUAAAGCUGUUGCCAAUGCUGCUGCCAUGCUCGUGCUGAAGGCGAAGAACGUGGCCCAAGUGGCUGAAGACACCGUCCUACAGAACAGGGUGAUCGCUGCAGCCACCCAGUGUGCCCUCUCCACCUCCCAGCUUGUGGCGUGUGCUAAGGUUGUGAGCCCCACCAUCAGCUCUCCUGUGUGCCAGGAGCAGCUGAUUGAGGCCGGGAAGCUGGUGGACCGCUCUGUGGAGAACUGUGUCCGAGCCUGCCAGGCAGCCACCGGUGACAGUGAGCUCCUGAAGCAGGUCAGCGCGGCGGCCAGUGUGGUCAGCCAGGCCCUGCACGACCUCCUGCAGCACGUGCGGCAGUUCGCCAGCCGAGGCGAGCCCAUUGGCCGCUAUGACCAGGCCACCGACACCAUCAUGUGUGUCACCGAGAGCAUCUUCAGUUCCAUGGGCGAUGCCGGUGAGAUGGUGCGCCAAGCCCGGGUGCUGGCCCAGGCCACAUCAGAUCUUGUCAAUGCCAUGAGGUCAGAUGCAGAGGCUGAGAUUGACAUGGAGAAUUCCAAGAAGCUCCUGGCAGCUGCCAAGCUCUUGGCUGAUUCCACUGCCCGAAUGGUAGAAGCUGCAAAGGGAGCUGCAGCCAACCCAGAAAACGAAGACCAGCAACAAAGGCUCAGAGAGGCCGCCGAGGGUCUCCGAGUAGCAACCAACGCCGCUGCGCAGAAUGCUAUUAAGAAAAAAAUCGUGAACCGGCUGGAGGUUGCAGCCAAACAGGCUGCAGCUGCUGCCACGCAGACCAUUGCAGCCUCUCAGAAUGCAGCCAUCUCCAACAAGAACCCUUCAGCCCAGCAGCAACUGGUCCAGAGCUGCAAGGCAGUGGCAGAUCACAUCCCUCAGCUAGUACAGGGGGUGAGGGGCAGCCAAGCUCAAGCCGAAGACCUCAGCGCCCAGCUGGCUCUCAUCAUCUCCAGCCAGAACUUCUUGCAGCCUGGAAGCAAGAUGGUGUCCUCAGCCAAAGCGGCGGUCCCCACUGUGAGUGACCAGGCUGCCGCCAUGCAGCUGAGUCAGUGUGCCAAGAACCUGGCCACCAGCCUGGCCGAGCUGCGCACUGCUUCACAGAAGGCUCAUGAGGCGUGCGGUCCCAUGGAAAUUGAUUCUGCACUGAACACAGUGCAGACUCUCAAGAAUGAGCUGCAGGACGCCAAGAUGGCUGCUGCAGAAAGUCAACUGAAACCACUUCCGGGAGAAACGCUAGAAAAGUGUGCUCAGGACCUGGGAAGCACGUCCAAGGGAGUGGGCUCCUCCAUGGCGCAGCUCCUCACCUGCGCCGCUCAGGGCAACGAGCACUACACAGGAGUGGCGGCUAGAGAAACAGCCCAAGCUCUGAAAACACUGGCGCAGGCUGCUCGGGGAGUGGCGGCAUCCACAAAUGACCCUGAGGCUGCUCACGCCAUGUUAGAUUCGGCUCGGGAUGUGAUGGAGGGCUCCGCCAUGCUCAUCCAAGAAGCCAAGCAGGCCCUAAUUGCGCCUGGAGAUACAGAAAGUCAGCAGAGAUUAGCCCAGGUGGCCAAAGCCGUGUCUCACUCCCUGAAUAACUGCGUGAACUGCCUCCCUGGGCAGAAGGAUGUGGACGUCGCCUUGAAGAGCAUUGGGGAGUCCAGCAAGAAGCUGCUUGUAGAUUCGCUACCUCCCAGCACAAAGCCUUUCCAGGAAGCCCAGAGUGAGCUGAACCAGGCUGCUGCUGAUCUGAACCAGUCUGCUGGGGAAGUCGUCCACGCCACACGGGGCCAGAGUGGAGAGCUGGCGGCCGCUUCUGGAAAGUUCAGUGAUGACUUUGACGAGUUCCUGGAUGCUGGCAUUGAGAUGGCUGGCCAGGCGCAGACGAAAGAAGACCAGAUGCAGGUGAUAGGGAACCUUAAGAAUAUCUCUAUGGCAUCCAGCAAGCUUCUGUUAGCUGCCAAGUCUCUCUCUGUAGAUCCUGGAGCUCCCAACGCAAAGAAUCUACUGGCUGCAGCUGCAAGAGCUGUGACAGAAAGCAUCAACCAGCUCAUCAUGCUGUGUACUCAGCAGGCCCCUGGGCAGAAGGAGUGUGACAACGCCCUGCGGGAGCUUGAGACUGUCAAGGGGAUGUUGGAAAACCCUAACGAACCUGUGAGUGACCUCUCUUACUUUGACUGCAUUGAGAGUGUGAUGGAAAACUCCAAGGUUCUAGGCGAGUCAAUGGCUGGGAUUUCACAGAAUGCCAAGACUGGGGACCUCCCUGCCUUCGGAGAAUGUGUGGGGAUUGCAUCCAAGGCUCUGUGUGGACUGACAGAGGCAGCAGCCCAGGCUGCAUACCUUGUUGGCAUCUCCGAUCCAAACAGCCAGGCUGGCCACCAAGGCCUGGUGGACCCCAUCCAGUUUGCCAGGGCUAACCAGGCGAUCCAGAUGGCAUGCCAGAACUUGGUGGACCCAGGCAGCAGCCCAUCACAGGUUCUGUCAGCCGCCACUAUCGUUGCCAAACAUACCUCAGCCUUGUGCAAUGCCUGCCGCAUCGCCUCAUCCAAGACAGCCAACCCUGUGGCCAAGAGGCACUUUGUCCAGUCAGCCAAGGAGGUCGCCAACAGCACCGCCAACCUGGUCAAGACCAUCAAGGCCCUGGAUGGGGAUUUCUCUGAAGAUAACCGAAACAAGUGUCGAAUUGCUACCACACCCUUGAUCGAAGCUGUGGAGAACCUAACAGCCUUUGCAUCAAACCCUGAGUUUGUCAGCAUUCCUGCUCAGAUCAGCUCUGAGGGCUCCCAGGCACAGGAACCAAUCUUGGUCUCAGCCAAGACCAUGCUGGAGAGCUCAUCAUACCUCAUCCGCACUGCACGAUCCCUGGCCAUCAACCCCAAAGAUCCGCCCACCUGGUCCGUGUUGGCCGGACAUUCCCACACUGUGUCUGACUCCAUUAAGAGUCUCAUCACGUCUAUCAGGGACAAGGCCCCUGGGCAGAGGGAGUGUGACUACUCCAUUGAUGGCAUCAACCGAUGCAUCAGGGACAUCGAGCAGGCCUCCCUGGCCGCGGUCAGCCAGAGCCUGGCCACGAGGGAUGACAUCUCGGUGGAGGCCUUGCAGGAGCAGCUGACCUCGGUGGUCCAGGAAAUUGGGCAUCUUAUUGACCCUAUUGCCACAGCAGCCCGGGGAGAAGCUGCCCAGCUGGGACAUAAGGUGACACAGCUGGCAAGCUACUUUGAGCCCUUGAUCUUAGCUGCAGUUGGUGUCGCCUCUAAGAUGCUGGACCAUCAACAACAGAUGACAGUGCUGGACCAGACCAAGACUCUCGCAGAGUCUGCUCUGCAGAUGCUGUACGCAGCCAAGGAAGGUGGAGGGAACCCCAAGGCCCAGCACACCCACGACGCCAUCACUGAGGCUGCACAGCUGAUGAAGGAAGCUGUGGAUGAUAUUAUGGUGACACUGAAUGAAGCUGCCAGUGAAGUGGGGCUGGUGGGAGGCAUGGUGGAUGCCAUUGCAGAGGCCAUGAGCAAGCUGGAUGAAGGCACACCUCCAGAACCAAAGGGAACAUUUGUUGACUACCAGACAACUGUGGUUAAAUACUCCAAAGCCAUCGCCGUCACUGCUCAGGAAAUGAUGACUAAGUCGGUUACUAACCCGGAGGAGCUGGGCGGCCUGGCUUCACAAAUGACCACUGACUAUGGGCACCUGGCUCUCCAGGGCCAGAUGGCAGCAGCCACCGCCGAACCAGAGGAGAUCGGAUUCCAGAUUCGCACACGUGUGCAGGACCUGGGCCACGGCUGUAUCUUCCUGGUGCAGAAGGCGGGAGCCCUCCAGGUGUGCCCCACAGACAGCUAUACCAAGAGGGAGCUGAUCGAGUGUGCCCGCUCCGUCACUGAGAAGGUGUCCUUGGUGCUGUCCGCUCUCCAGGCUGGGAACAAGGGCACCCAGGCAUGCAUCACAGCGGCCACUGCUGUUUCUGGGAUCAUUGCCGACCUGGAUACUACCAUCAUGUUUGCAACAGCUGGGACCCUGAAUGCAGAGAACGGCGAGACCUUUGCAGAUCACAGGGAGAACAUUCUGAAGACAGCCAAGGCCUUGGUGGAAGACACGAAGCUGCUUGUGUCAGGAGCGGCAUCCACUCCAGAGAAGCUGGCCCAGGCAGCUCAGUCCUCUGCAGCCACCAUCACCCAGCUUGCUGAGGUGGUCAAGCUAGGGGCUGCCAGCCUGGGCUCCAAUGACCCUGAGACCCAGGUGGUACUGAUAAAUGCCAUCAAAGACGUGGCCAAGGCCCUUUCUGAUCUCAUUGGUGCUACCAAGGGAGCUGCCAGCAAGCCAGCUGAUGACCCCUCCAUGUACCUGCUCAAAGGGGCCGCCAAGGUGAUGGUGACCAAUGUCACCUCCCUUCUUAAGACUGUGAAGGCCGUGGAAGAUGAGGCCACCCGGGGCACAAGGGCACUUGAGGCCACCAUCGAGUACAUAAAACAGGAGCUGACGGUGUUCCAGUCAAAAGACAUACCUGAGAAGACAUCCUCACCUGAAGAAUCAAUAAGAAUGACGAAAGGCAUCACCAUGGCAACAGCCAAAGCCGUGGCAGCUGGGAACUCCUGUAGACAGGAGGAUGUGAUUGCAACCGCCAAUCUGAGCAGGAAGGCUGUCUCAGAUAUGCUGACAGCAUGCAAGCAAGCAUCCUUCUACCCUGAUGUCAGUGAAGAGGUACGAACCAGAGCCUUGCGGUAUGGCACAGAAUGCACCCUGGGCUACCUGGACCUUCUGGAACACGUCUUGGUGAUCCUUCAGAAGCCAACCCCAGAAGCCAAGCACCAGCUGGCUGCUUUCUCCAAGAGGGUUGCUGGUGCUGUGACGGAGCUCAUCCAGGCAGCGGAGGCCAUGAAAGGAACAGAGUGGGUGGAUCCGGAAGACCCAACCGUCAUUGCAGAAACUGAGUUACUGGGAGCUGCGGCAUCCAUUGAAGCCGCUGCCAAGAAGUUAGAGCAACUGAAGCCAAGAGCAAAACCAAAGCAAGCAGACGAAAACCUGGAUUUUGAAGAACAGAUCUUAGAAGCUGCUAAAUCCAUUGCUGCUGCCACAAGUGCCCUGGUCAAAUCAGCCUCAGCAGCGCAGAGGGAGCUGGUAGCCCAAGGCAAGGUGGGCUCCAUCCCUGCCAAUGCUGUUGACGACGGACAGUGGUCACAGGGGCUGAUCUCUGCCGCCCGGAUGGUGGCGGCAGCAACCAGCAGCCUCUGUGAGGCAGCCAAUGCCUCUGUGCAGGGACAUGCCAGUGAAGAAAAGCUCAUCUCAUCCGCUAAGCAGGUUGCAGCUUCAACUGCUCAGCUGCUGGUGGCCUGCAAGGUGAAGGCCGACCAGGAUUCAGAGGCCAUGAAGCGGCUACAGGUAAUGGUCAGUGAUGCUGGUGGGAAAAUACUCCUGUUGGAGCGGGCAGCAGGAAACGCUGUGAAAAGAGCCUCAGACAAUCUUGUCCGUGCAGCCCAGAAGGCAGCAUUUGGCAAAGCUGAUGAUGACGAUGUCGUCGUGAAAACAAAGUUUGUGGGCGGCAUCGCUCAGAUCAUCGCAGCCCAGGAAGAAAUGCUGAAGAAAGAACGAGAGCUGGAGGAAGCCAGGAAGAAGCUGGCCCAGAUCCGCCAGCAGCAGUAUAAGUUCCUACCCACCGAGCUGAGGGAAGAUGAGGGCUAAGCCCCGCCCACGAUGGCGAGCCCCAGGAGGUGGUUCCCACCCCCACAGCAAGAACUGGACAGACCAGUGUUCCCGAGAGCCAGGAACUUCCUGGAAACUGCUGGCCCUCCACCUGGAGUCUCUUUCUCACCUCUCCUGUCACCAUCGGCUGCAUGAUCAUGGUGUCACACGGUACAGUGUCCCUCCCGCAGCUCCCGCAGCUCCCCUCAGGCCUCGCUGUAUCUCAGGAGAGAGGGGUGCGCAUUUCAUGGACUGAUAGCAAAAAGAGAGAAGUCAGUAUUAUGUCAUUCUCGGACACCUUUACUCUCUGUCCUCCAAGACUGCUCCAGGGCCUCUCUGUGAAAUCACACUAGGAAAAGGACAUCAGUACUAACCCACAAUGGCUCCCAGGAAUCGUCAGUAUCAUGGACACAGAUAUCCUCUCUGGAGAGAGAAGACAGAAGCUGCAGCUGGACACUGUUAAUAAAGCCAGAAACACUCCCAGGUGGACUCUGGGGUCUAAGGUCACAGAGGUCCUUGUAAGUUUGGAGCACUGAUUCACCCAUGGGGGUGAAGAACCCCCGCCCCGUUUGCACGCUUUUCUUGCCUCAGUGUGUAAGCUCCUCGUACAAUCUACACCCAUCUUGUAUUCUGUGGCCCAGAAAAAUGGAAGUUAUUUUAUUUUUAUUUUUUUUCCCCUCCGUAAUCCAAAGGGCAGAGUUGUGGGAAGUGGCCAGGGUCAGGUGGGCAGGGGCCAGAAUAAAAGACUGGGCUCCUUCCUCCUCUGCAAGGCUGUUUCGGUUUAUGUAGAUGCACGCACACCAGCUGUGUCCCUGACGGCUCUCAGUGGGGCGCCUCCCGGAGGAAGAGUGAGGUAGGACUUAGGAGGGAAUGAGGACUCUCCCAUGGUCGAGCGCCAUUAUCAGUGUCUGUGCUCUUCAGAGGAGCCCCGUUCAAGACGGGAAGCUGUGUGUUUUGAACUUUUUCACCUUCGACCCCAAGAGGGUAUUUCCUACCCUGUAUCUUAAUAUUCCCCAAAUCUAAAUCCACACGGGCCUGAGUGACAGCUUGUUGUUGCCUGGGCGUCGUCACAGUACAUCAUUUGGGUGCUGAGCUUUCAGCCCUACAUAUUUCUUCCCCUCGUGUCUUCCCUCUCAGGGCCCUCUUCUGGAAAAAACAUCCUAGAUCCCUGAGUUUACAGUUGAUCUGAGCUUCUAACCCAAGCAGAUGGAUGAAGGAUGAACGAGCUGAGGCCAAGGGGCUAAAUACUAUGUCUUGGCAUGUUUUAGUGAUUUCAUGAAGAGUUAGUAGGGUCAUGCUGGGCCAGGGCUCCGUUGGUAGUGUUUGCCUGGCUAGUGUGCACAGAGCCCUGGGUCCCGUCACUGGUGUCACAUAAGCUUGGUGUGGUGGCACGUGCCUGUAAUCCCAGCACUAGGGAGGUGGAGGCAGGAGAAUCGGAAGAUCAAGGUUAUUCUUGGCUUCCCAGUGAGGUAUAGAGCAGCCUUGGCUACGUGAGAUAGGCAGCUGCGUGGGGAGAAAAAGUAAUAGAGGCGUGCAGUUUUUCAAGAGUAGUGGCUGCAGAAGGCAGGCUUUCUCCUCCCUUAGCGCUACCAGUGCUACACUCUGAGAUGCACUCAGCGCUUGUGUCUGGACUUUUUUUUUUUUUUUUAACCAAAGAGAAAAUACCGGUACUCUGGUCCUCAAAAGGAAAAAAGGGAGAAUCAGCCUUCAGCCUUGCCAGAUGAGUCUUCCGUGCUGCAGCUCUAAAACAUAAUUACAUCUGACAGCUUCCCAGAUGUGUAGAGACGGAUAAUUGCGGCACAUAGAGAUCCCUCCCAGACAGGUAGAAGGUUAUACAAAGUGUGGUGUGAGUGAGCAGCAAGUGGAGGGCACGCCAGCAUCAGAGGCAAUAGAGGAGGGCUGCUGGAGAGCCCUGGGCACUGGGCGGGGGGCCGGGUGCUGGGGGCCUUGAAGCUCCUGGAGAAGCAAAUGCUCCUGCUCAUCCUCUUUGAGUGUAACUCUUCAUGUCUUCUCUGGGUGGGUACUUUCCAAAACUGUUAAUCCAGACCCCAAAGUUCAUGAUCAAGAUGUGGCCUCUCAUGGUAGGACAGGAGGCCCUCCUGCAGCCCACUCACCCUCUUUCCUAUACCGGGCAGCUGCCCCUCAUCCCUCCUUCCACCUGUCCCUUGUCACCUUGGAUGUCCCAGGGGCAGGGCAGGGACACAGGCCGAGUUCUCUGCCCUUGCCCCAGGGUCAUUUAAAACCUCCACGAUAAGGAUAAGGAUAAGAGAGAAGACCUCUAAAGGAUGAAAAGCCAAAGGCUCUUUCCAGCUGUGCAGAGUUUCAGGACAGUAGGAGUGUGCCUGGAGUGCUGUGCCACUAGGGACUUUGGGGGGGGGGGUUUCCAGGUAUCACUCGCCACCAUCACGGUCCUGUUUCUCACCUAGCCCUUGCUUGCCCAUGCUGUGUCCAGGUAUGUGAAUGUCACUGUGGCUGGCUGCAUCUCUCCAGAUGUCAUAAAAUGGCCAAAAUGCUAGGCUGUGGGCAUUACUCACAUGCUGUUUCUGUUGUUCCCUUAGGCACCGAGGGGACAUCUGGCUCCUAAGGGAGAAAGAAUGUGGGUGCAGUGGAUUGCAUUCUGAAGUAGUUUCAAGCCAAAGUGGCCCAAGGCCUAGGGCAUGGCACUCAUCCCACUGUGAGAGGGGCUAGGCAUGCAGAUGAGUGUUCUCCAACCUCUCUGUCCCAUGAGGGAGGCUGACAUUGUGCGUGGAAUCCUUAGACUGAUCUUUCUGUCCAGAAUUUCCAGUUUUGAUGAUCAAAAGAACAUUGUCCCUGGUGGCUGGGAAAUUACGUUUGGCUUGCUUGUGCCUUUCAGAGGUCUUUGGAUCAGGAUGCAGAGGCUGUGUUCAGUCAGACAGCCAUGGGCAGCGCUUCCACCGGCCUGUUGGGGGGUGGUCGUAGAGGUCAUCAUAAGCAGAUACUUGGACCUGGGCAGUCCUCCAGUUGUCAUGGUGGUUUCCUGAGGCAGCCGCCCUGGCUUCAGUCUGUGCCAGGCUCUCAGGGCUAAGCCACCAGCAGUUGUGCUGGCACACGCUCUUAGUCCAGAAAAUCCUCUCAGCUUUCCAUCAGAUUCAUCUGUUUGUUUCCUGAGCACUCCAUCAGCUGCUGAGAGUGCAGGCAACUGAAACCAAUUCCUAAUUUGUUUAAAAAAAACAAAAAACAAACCAGUAUAACCAGGUGUGGUGGCAUACGAUUAUAAUGCCAGCACUUGUGGGCAAGAGAAUCAUAAGUUUAAGGCCAGCCUGGGCUGGGUAGCAAGAUCCUAUCUCAAAAAAACCAAAGGCUAGUGGGUGUAGCUUCGUGUUAGAAUAUUUGCCUAGUAGGUGCGUGGUCCUGGGUUUGUUCCCAUCAACACGUAUGAAAUUUAGCCAGUAAGUACCACCACAUGAAGGAAUGUAUUUAUUGCCACCACCUAAGUGACUCCAGAACCGAAACCUCAUGAAGGAACCAGGGUGGAGAUGGUGAGACGUGCUCUCUUCGCCCUUCUUUCCUCCCUAGCAGUAGUCCCCCAAACCUCCCUGAGCUCUGCAAUUCUAGGCUACGGCAGCACCUCUGAGAUGCAGAGUUUAAGAUCCCAGCACAGACUGUCUGUGCCCUGCUCAGACCACUACAGAAAACAAAACAGUCUGUGAUAGAGGGUACAGAUACAUGUAAGAGGCUGAGCAAGAUGCAAGGAACUGGAAGGAAAUGUUUGCUUUCAGGCUGAGAGGCAACCAUUUCCAGAGUCCUGAAAGCCGAAGUCUUGGGGGCUGUGCUGGCGGCUCAGGUCUUCCCUCUCCACAGAGUCAGCAACCGCUGCCAGGGAAGGCAUCCUCCACACAUCCCGACACCGGGGCUCUAUCGCUCUGAGCUUGCACUUGGUGUAUUAAGGCUAUAGUCGUUGGGAGUGAGCAUGAAGGUGGGCCUUCCGGUACUCUGACAAGAGUAGGAAGAAGAGGUGUCGCUUUUCUGUGAGGCGGGCUAGGUUGCAUCUGGUCUUCCUGGAACCCAGCCCCCUGCCCACCAAGAAGCAACAGCAUGCGAGGCCCUCUGUAGCCGUGUCUCCCAGAGACAAGAAAGGGAAGCUCUGCCCUUGUCACAAUGUUUAAUCCCAUGAAUUAAUUUAUCUACUCACAUAAAUUAUUUUUUUUAUUCAUCAGAAAUAAACUUUUAAAGGAA